This is a messenger RNA of Nomia melanderi (Alkali bee), 535 nucleotides long. Lineage: Eukaryota; Metazoa; Arthropoda; Insecta; Hymenoptera; Halictidae. The record is from RefSeq and is a predicted model, not a curated record.
AUGUACGGCGCGCCCAUCUUCGCCGACGACCUGGUGGCGGACAAGCCUACCCGGCGCCUUUUGGGCCGGUUGCACAGGUUGUCCGCCAUCAGGAUCGUGAGGGGAUACCGCACCCUCUCGGACGAGGAGUUGGCCUCCCACCGCGUCGUUGGGGCUGUCUUGCCGAGCUGGGAGGCUUGGCGGGACAGCGGUGGAGUGCCUCUCACCUUCCGCGUGACACAGGUGCUGUCCGGGCAUGGCUGCUUCGGGGAGUACCUGUGCCGCAUCAAGCGGGAGCGUGAUGCCCGAUGCUGGCACUGUGACGGGGACCGGGACACGGCGCAGCACACGCUGGAAUUUUGUCCAGCGUGGGCUUCCGAGCGCCGGAUCCUGGUCCGCGCCAUAGGGGGGGACCUCUCUCCAGCAGCGCUCAUUAGGGCCCUGCUGGGGGGAGGUCAAAAAUGGGAGGCCGUCGCCUCCUUCUGUGAGCAUGUUAUGCGGCAGAAGGAGGCGGCGGAGACGGAAAGGGAGCGGGACUCCCAUCCGUCUCGAUUGG